AUGAUUAGGACGAGACGCUGCUUCCUUAAAUCUAAAGAUUACCUUAAAUACUCCCAGCCUCUGAUAAACAUCAUUACUGGAGGAGUCUUGUUACCCUGCAAGAAGCCACCCAAUAAAAAGGUGUACAAUAAAGCAGAGAUUAAUAAACAAUCAAGUGUAUCAAUUAUAAAUGUUACGGGUAAAAGUGCCUUCGCUUUGCCCACUAUGGCUUUCUCAUUUCUCUGCCAUACGUCUGUUUUGCCCAUUUACUGUGAACUUAAAAGCCCGUCAAAGAGCAGGAUGCAAAAUGUCGCCAACCUGGGAAUUACUCUAAGUUUUGUCAUCUAUUUCAUUUCUGCCCUGUUUGGCUAUCUCACCUUUUACGACAAAGUGGGCUCUGAACUGCUGCAGACCUACAGCCAGUACCUACCUAAAGACAAUCUCAUUGUGACAGUCAGACUCUUCAUAUUGCUUGCUGUUCUCUUGACUGUCCCUCUCAUACACUUUCCUGCACGGAAAGCAUUCAUGCUGCUGUUUUUCUCCAGUUCAAGAAUUUCUUACUUGCGUCACAUUUUGGUAACAUUGGGACUAAAUAUAAUAAUUGUGGUGCUUGCGAUAUAUGUGCCGGACAUAAGCAACGUAUUCGGUGUGGUGGGAUCCACAACAUCAACCUGUCUCCUGUUUGUGUUUCCUGGGCUCUUCUAUGUCAAGCUAAGCACAGAGGAUUGUUUAUCACGUCAGAAGCUUGGGGCUCUUCUGCUGCUUAUUCUGGGUAUUUGUGUUGGUGCCUGUAGUUUAACGCUAAUUAUCGUGACUUGGGCUUACAAUAAAUGAGGGAUCCGUGCUGGAGUUUACACCUGAGAAGACUGAAGCAGACUACAGAGGGGGAGAGAUCACGUUACAGGAGAUAUUAGUGCACAAAUAAGGCUGUCUUCAUCCGGCCACCAGGAAAAAAAACAUACACUUCGCAGAAGAUAAAUAUUGUUUACAUAUGUGAUACUACAUCAGGUCGGUUUCUAGAACGUGUAAUUCUAGCAAGAACUAUAGUGACAUAAAAACCAAAAGAUCAAAGGUCUUCAAAGCUAUUAACAACCAAAGGUAUUAAAUGACUCCUCUUGUAUAGAAGCAACAGAAUUUAUUACAAAGAUAAAAGUGAGCUGCAUGUGCGUACUGGUUUAUGUAGUAUCGCGGGUGAUUAAAUAACCAGCUUUUGUUUCCACCGUCCCCCAAUAUCUGUACAGUAAAUGAUCUUUAUUAUAAAAAAUAAUCUUAAAAUUUAA
Messenger RNA from Bombina bombina (fire-bellied toad), 1259 nucleotides. RefSeq names its product probable sodium-coupled neutral amino acid transporter 6. The record is from RefSeq and is a predicted model, not a curated record. Gene Ontology annotation, biological process: L-glutamine transport; amino acid transmembrane transport. The coding region runs from base 1 to 813 and encodes 270 amino acids. Gene Ontology annotation, molecular function: L-glutamine transmembrane transporter activity. The transcript is spliced from 8 exons. NCBI's taxonomy places the organism in Eukaryota, Metazoa, Chordata, Amphibia, Anura, Bombinatoridae.